Molecule: messenger RNA, 1695 nt
Organism: Salvelinus namaycush (lake trout)
Lineage: Eukaryota; Metazoa; Chordata; Actinopteri; Salmoniformes; Salmonidae
Gene: ddias
Product: DNA damage-induced apoptosis suppressor
Exons: 5
Coding region: 232-1695 (487 amino acids)
Biological process (GO): negative regulation of intrinsic apoptotic signaling pathway in response to DNA damage
Cellular component (GO): nucleus; cytoplasm
Source: RefSeq, a predicted model, not a curated record
UGGCGGUCGUACACGGUGCACUCAAAUGUCUGCUAUGAAUUUGAGUUCAUUAACAAAAAUCUAGUAGAUAUUGUACAUGUUUUAUAUACGUAGGGUAUAGAUAUCGAGAGAGGCAAGAAAGCAGAUCAACCAAGCACACGUAAUCGUAGGCUUGCUAGCUACCGGUAGCCAGUUAGCUGCUAGUCAUACACAUUUAGCUAAGUUCGUUAUUUCUGGAGAAGCAGCCCGCUAAUGUCAGUGAGAAGGGCUCUGGUGGACUGUGUUGUGUUGUCUCUUCAGGACUCGUGUGUGUUAUACCCUUGUUGUAGAGGAUGCUUCUCCAGGAUGCAACAGACGGACACGGCCAGAUGGCACUGCUCCAGGUCUUGCUACAGCUGUCUGGAACCACACCUGGACUACAGGUACCGCCUGUCUCUAAGGGUAACCAGAGACAACACCAUAUUUGGGGUGACUGUGUUCGGGAGCUGUCUCAACCCCCUCUUUGGAGCCCCUGCCACCGACCUUCACAGGCUGGUGGAGGAGUCUUCCGGUCCGAUGGGAGGUGAAGGUCAGAGGUCAGGAUGUCAAAGCAGGCUGCUGGUUAAGGCUGUAGAGGACUGCUUCAUUGGAAGACAUUUUGUUUUUGGGAUCAAGAUAUCUGGCCCCAACCCUUACAGGAGAGAGACAGGCCAGUUCAUCGCCAGUCAGAUCUCUCUGCCCCUGGCCUCUGUUCCAGGCUGCUCUGUAGUCAGUUACUACAGAACCCUCCUACAGCAAGCUGCUCUCUGCGCUGACUGGACUACUGAUCCUAGACCAGCCUCCAAGAGCCUCCUACAACAGGCCUCUGUCUGUAGAACUGAUCCUAGACCAGCUCCCCAGCCCAGCGCUGACACCAGUACAGCUCCUCUCCUGCUCCACCCUUCUCCUCUCCACAGCUUCGACUCUACACUGCCCUCCUGUGGCCGAUCCAUGUCACUGCAUUGCACCAUAACCCUCACCCCAACCCCGACCUACAUACACACAGCACCCUGGCAACAGUCUCCGGGGGUGAUCACGUCGUCUGCAGAACAGGAGGAAGAGGAGGGGGGGAGAGAGGAUAAAGGACUGAGUCAUGGGAAGGGAGGACACAGUAGGAACAGUAGCCAGGGGGAGGGGGGACACCGUAGGAACAGCUACUGGGAUGUUCUGUCCUCUUUCUGUGAAGGCUCUGACUCCCCUGUUCACCCCCCUGCCUCUCUCACGUGGACCGCUCCAACUCAGCCUGGCCAUAUACGGACUGCACCGUCCAGCCUCAGGAAGAGGGGUGUUUCAGACACGGAGGAGGAGUACAGGUCAGUGUGUGAACAAACCUGUCGAUCUGACUUUGUGGCCUGGGAAGACCUGCCCUUCUCUGAGUGUCUGGGGGAGUUUGUCUGUGAUCCUGCAGACACAGAGACACCAACUGACCAUCAUGCCCAGACCAGCCCUGUGGGGAGAAACUUGUCCACUACGCUGACAGACACAGAGUCAAGCUCCACAUCACACAGAAGUCUACUGGACAUUACUAAUGUUGGACAGCUGACCCAUGGAGGUCUCAGCCCUCGGUCACCCGGACACACAGCUGACCUGGAGGAGGAGUAUAACUGUUCAGCAGACCUCUUCCACUGCUCUCAGACCAGCAUCAACACACACACACCCCACACGGACUCACACACUCCACCCCCAUCAUCAGGAUAA